AUGGAAACCUGCCCUGACUUUGUGGACGUGGACAAUUUUUUCAAACGAACUUCUUCCUCAUAUUGGGAGGACUAUGACCUCUAUUUUUCAACAGCAAGUCAACCAUCUCAUGGUUCUUUUAUGCGAGAUUUGCAGAAAAUAGCGGAUAACGAGCAUCUUUCGUAUUUUCUGCGUAAACGUGCGACAAGUACACGCAUCCGCGUCAAUGAGCCUCGUAGAAAAAAUAGUUUCCUGGCUUUGCAGGAUGCUUUCCACUAUCGCCAGCAACAAAUGCAACUUCGGGUUAACAGUUCAUUAAAAGUGGAACACACUGCCAAUAGCACGGUUUUACUUCACAAGAAAAGUACAAAAAGUCGUGAAGAAACCAAUGGAGACACUGCAAACGCAACAUUCGCUGAUGCCGAUGCAUCCGUGAGCGGAUACCGUACAGCAGAGCGGCGGAAUUCGUUACCGAAAGAAAAAAAUUCACUGUAUGGAACUUCUCCAGCGAACAUUUAUAACCUGCCUCAACGGAAUCCUUUUAUUAACGAAUGUUCACAAGGAAGUAAGCACGGCCGUGAUACAGAGGCGGAUGAAGAGUACAAUGCAAAUCAAACUGUCAUUGGUGGCAAAAAUAUCGAUUGGAUCCGUAUCAGAGACAGACUGACACGAUACCAGUUGAAAAAAAAUCCACCGAAAACAAAGCCAGAAUACUAUGAUGUUUUAUUUUUCAAUAUUAACGACAAAAAUGGUUUCUUAGGGACAUUAGAAGAAAGUACUGUUGCGCAGAUGCUUAAGGAUAUAAAAAAGGAGGAAAAAACGAAAGAUAAUACGGAACAGGAUAUUAAGUUACUGCUUGAUAGUAUUAUUGACUACGAUAUAAAAAAGACCAAAGAGAGACUUAAACGACGGAAAGAGGAUAAGGAUAUUGAUUCAUUUGAGAAGAAAUUCGCGCUGCAUUUUGUGAGCCUCAUGAUAGAACAGAUGGAAGAUGUCGAUUCGUUUCUUGAUCAUAUGUCUGAGAACACUUAUAUUGUCGAUGUUUUGGCACCAGCCCUCCAUGACUUCUUCAUAAAAAACAAAAAGAACUGGCGUGUUUCUUAUGGCGAUACAUGUCUUAAGGCAAGCGCAAAAGAUGAUGAACGUCGAUCUUCCGGAGAGAAGAUUGAUAUGAUUGUUACCUUGAGAGAAGAAGAUGAGGAAUUCUCCGUCACUGUAGUUAGUGGUUCCCCAACGGAAAAGAAUUGGAAUCAUUUUAAGGGUGAUCGGAUGAAGAUUAUGAAGAUGCUAAAGUCUUUAAUGAAUCGAUUUGCAGAGCUUCGUCCGGGUUCUGACAUUAGGUUGGUUAGGCUAUAUGGGCUACAGUCAUAUUUACACGAACUGAUCAUUUACGAAUUCCAGCUCAAGUAUACUGAGCUUUACACCAUGGAAGGGAUUUUAAAGUUCCCCCUACCUAAAAGAUGGAAAGAUAUGUUAAAGGCUCAUGAGACCGUGAUGGGCUUAUUGAAAUAUGAGAAUCUGUUAUUCGAAAGUUCAAAAACUAUACGAGAAUUUCUGAGGGUCAAAGGUAGUAAUGUUGAGGCUGUUAAGAGGACGACACGAGUUUAUACCUCACCUGAAUAUAAUAUGAAGAAAACAAAGAAAGCACGGACCUAUUAA
This is a messenger RNA of Ambispora gerdemannii, 1638 nucleotides long. NCBI's taxonomy places the organism in Eukaryota, Fungi, Glomeromycota, Glomeromycetes, Archaeosporales, Ambisporaceae. The record is from the annotation of a GenBank genome assembly.